ACACAAACAUACGAGUGCUCUCACUGAAACCGUCCGAUCGACUCACACGUCAUCGAUCCGUGUCAGUUCGUCUUUCAACGGCUGAGAUUAGGUUGCAGAGUUACCUGGUAGAACGAGCGAAGAAGCUCCUGUCUACUGGUCUCUCACCUCCCCUGUUUUUUUUCGAAUUUUGAUUUUAAUUUUUUUCGCCAAUUUUGGGUGAAAAAAUUUCCCGAGAAAAUUUUGACAUGAAGAUCAUGGAUGAAGAGAGGGAAUUCGAGGAGGAGAAGGAAAUUAGGGUUUUGAAUGGGAAGAUGAAUGGAGAUGGGGUAGACGACGAAGACGACGGCGGGGAGGAGGCUGAGAAAAACAACGUCGUGGAAGAGGGCGAGGAGGAAGAUGGUGAUGAGGACGAUGACGAUGAUGAUGACGACGACGACGAUGACGACGACGACGAUGAGGAUGAUGAUGAUGAUGUGCAGGAGGUUCUUCAGUCGUCCGGUGGUCCUCCGGUUCAAUCGGUAGACGACGACGAAGAUGAGGACGAGGGCGAUGAGGAGGAAGAUGAAGAUGGCGAGGGUGAUGGUGAUGACGACGACGACGACGACGAUGAAGAAGACGAGGAAAACGAAGAAGAGGAGGACAUGGGAACUGAAUACCUAGUCCGACCAGUAGGUCGUGCUGAAGAUGAGGAAGAUGCAAGUGAUUUUGAACCAGAAGAGAAUGGCGAGGAGGAAGAUUUUGAGGAUGAUGACGAGGAUGAUGAUGAAGGCAGUGGGAAGAAGGUUGAGGCUCCAGCAAAGAGGAAGAGGUCAGAUAAGGAUGAUUCUGGCGAUGAUGAUGGUGGAGAGGAUGAUGAGAGACCAUCCAAGCGAUAGGGUCUGGCCCCAGGGGUUGAGGACUGACCAUUGACGUGUAGAUGGCAUACGUGAAUCAAAUAAGGGACGGUGAAGAGCAUUUCUCUCAUGAAAAGAACGGUGGAUGAUUACGCUUUAUCAACAAAGCCCCAGUGCCCCCACCCAACUUUCAGAGAAAGAAAAAGUAAAAGAAUGAAUUGAAAAUUGAAGGAUGGUUUGGAAAGAACAAAGAAUCGGUGCCUACAUCUGGGCUUGGAAGAGACCAAGCUGGCCCACAGCAUAUGACGAUGUGAAAGAGAUUUGCCAACCGGGCAACCCUAUCGCUUCCAAUUUUUCUCUGUCCUCACCAGCGACACCGACACCGACAUAGACAUCUGGCCUAAAUUAUAAUUCGAAAGUUCCCUUGGGAUGCCCCUGCCAAUACCAAUGCUACCGUAUUGCAUUGGCCCAAACUGGCCCAACCUGACGCCCGAUUUGUCAAAAUCUCUGCCUGGGCGUCAAACUUGAAAUCUCCUCAAUUUCAAACUUGUAAUACUAAUACUGAAACGGUGAUGUGAUUUGUAUCUCAUUUUGUUCUAAUGGCUUCGUCCCAAGAACAAUGAGUUGAUAGGCAUAUAUAUGUUGUCAGAAGGCAACAUGUGCGUGCAAUACGAAAUCAAAACUUCAACUGCUC
Vitis riparia (riverbank grape) is the source of this 1509-nucleotide messenger RNA. RefSeq names its product prostatic spermine-binding protein. The transcript is spliced from 3 exons. Bases 228 to 857 code for a protein of 209 amino acids. The record is from RefSeq and is a predicted model, not a curated record. Lineage: Eukaryota; Viridiplantae; Streptophyta; Magnoliopsida; Vitales; Vitaceae.